Molecule: messenger RNA, 15098 nt
Organism: Loxodonta africana (African savanna elephant)
Lineage: Eukaryota; Metazoa; Chordata; Mammalia; Proboscidea; Elephantidae
Gene: SLC9A4
Product: solute carrier family 9 member A4
Exons: 15
Coding region: 8501-10900 (799 amino acids)
Biological process (GO): potassium ion transmembrane transport; proton transmembrane transport; sodium ion import across plasma membrane
Cellular component (GO): plasma membrane
Molecular function (GO): potassium:proton antiporter activity; sodium:proton antiporter activity
Source: RefSeq, a predicted model, not a curated record
UGGUAACGACUGGAAUCAUCACAAGAAGGCAGGACAUACGCAGUGGUGAAACUCUCCAGAAAGUUUCCAAACUGGUCCAGAGAUUUGGUGUUGGAGACAAUAUGAGACAACGGUGAUUGGCAAUAGUACAUCGAGGGAAUGAUGGCUGAAUUGCUCACCACCUAGCUAACUGAAGUCAUCCAAUACACUGAUUUAGGGUACAUUGUGCAAAAGUAGCUGCUUUGGGGACUAUGGCAGAUUCUACAGGAUCUGAAACUUCUACUCAGGAUAGAAACUUGAGCCCUGAAACUUUGUGAAGAGCUCAGGUCAAGGAACAGAUGCUUCAGUCCCAGAAAUGCUACACAAGCCCUUUCUGGUAAAGUCAAUUGCUACCACACACUAUGAGAAGGAAGGAAAGAUGUGCACGUGAUUUCAUUUAUCACUGUUCCUGGAGAGAGACAAAACUUUGUAAUUCAUCAUGUGCGGGGACAGAAUAUGGUGUCCGUUUUGCUCUUGUUUCUUUUGGGGAUUUUCUAAGACAGAAGGCUGAGGGCAAAAAGGCAAGAAAACCCACAAGCUCUGUUUCCGGCUGUGCACAGCUGAAGCACUGGGUGAUGGAAGAGUCCUGCAGAGCUCACACUCCUCAAAUGAUCUCAUGAGGGUGGUUUGAAUAUGGUCACUUAAAUUAUAAGGAAUCCACUGGCAAGAGGAAGUCAGGCCAUUCCUUUCCACCGCUGGACUCUGCGUGGCCGAGUUUCUAAGAGCAGAUGACAAGGACCACAAAGGAUUCUUGGGACUUGGCACCAAAGAGGGGUCAGAGCAGGCCAGGUUUCCACCAUCAAUGCCAUCAUCUGGAUAACUAGAUAAAAAUAUCCAGGUAAGUGUCCACAGUACCCUGUGAUGCCCUGAUGCCUCCGACAACCUGUUUUCCAAAGAAGUAAGUUAACUGAUAAUUAUCAUUCGAAUCUUAUUACCGUGUAGACACAUCAAGAAAAAUUUGGUUUCAACUCAGUUAUGAGAAUCCAAAUAUAAGGCUCCCUCUUAUCAAUUGCCCUGACCCUCCCUAAACAUCUUAGUCCUCUUGGUUCUAGUAGGUAAAACUUCCCAACAGGAAAUUUGUUCUUUAAACAUCACAUUUCCUUCCUGAGACAACACGUUUUUUCUUUUUGUUAUCCUCAGGACAUGUAACAAAAAACUCUCCAGGUUUGUUGAGUGAAUGAAGAUCCUUAUCAUCAAAUCAUCUCCUUUCUCCACUUCUUUUUUUUUUAAAGAAAUUCUUAUUUAGCACUGCCUGUGUGCGUUUUGUGUGUGUGUGUGUGUGUGUGUGUGUGUGUGCCAGGCAUUGUCCUAAGCAUUUUAUAAAUAUUAACUCAUUUAAUCCUCAGAACACUCUUAAGACUACUCCUUCCCCAAAACUACAGAUGAGGAAACCAAGGCAUAGAGAGGUUAAGUAACUUGCCAAGGCCAUGCAAGUCAGUAAAUAAUAAAGCUGGGAUGUGAGCCCAGGUCAUCUGGUUUGAGAGCACGUGUUCUUAACCACCUCAUAAUGCUGCCUCGCUUGCAAACUUUCUCAGGAUACAACUUUUCCAGCAAGACUUCUCAGGAUUGUCUUUCGUAAUUUUAACCUUUAGGAGGAAAUGGGUUUACUGUGAAGCUUUGGAGGAAAAGUUGAAUUUUUCCUUAUUAAGAAAAUCAGAUCAUGGAAAAACUGAGUGUGGUGGAAAUAUCUUUUCAUUUCAACAAGAAUUUUAACUCCCACUGAUCAAAUACAGCCCCUUCUGUGCCAGACACUGUGGUAGGCAUCGUAGUUUCAAAGGAAAGAAUGACAGAGCCCUCGCCUUUGAUGAGCUGACCAACUGGUGGGAGGAGACAAGCCAACAUAGUGGGGUGAGAAGCAUGUUACUUUCCAAGAGGGACCCCUCUUCCAGAGUGAAAGGAACUGAAAUGUUUCCGCGCUGAGUCCUAAAUGGACCAAAUUGUGUUGUCCAAAUUAAGGGGAGUGAUGGGAGAGAGAAUUGGGCAAUUCUAGUCAAAGGGAGCUGUAUCCACCAUGAUGCAGAUAUGAAAAGAGAGGAUAAAGCUUCUCCCAGGACGUGUAAAUUAUUUUGGAAAAGUGGAACAUGAUGUAAAGGUGGAAAUCAUAAGAAAUGGGGCCAGAGAUAUAAUCAGGUAUUAGAAGCUGCAGGCUACUUACACCAUGUUAAAGAGUCUGUAUUUCAUCCUAAAAAUUGCUAGGCACUAUUUAAGUGGUGAAAUGAACGAUCAGAGAGAAAUUCUUCUACCAGCCCCAGUUAUGUACCACCUCCUGCUACCACGACAAUUUGCUUGGCUCUAUUUGGGCCUUGGUCACUUGUUCAAUGGAGCAGAGAAUUCUGGUUGCUAUAUCUUUGACCUUCUUGGGGCACAUGCCCUUGAACCAGCGCAUGAGUAGCUAUUGUUGGAACGCCAGCCUCUCACACGGUAGAUGGGUAGUAGUCUUGAGAAGCUGGAAUACACAGGCCUUUUCCAUGUGUUUUUGAGAUCAGCUGCCAUAGGUGGUGGUGAGCAGCUUGUGUUGUACUGUGCAAAGCUUGCAGUUCAGCCUCCAUCCAUGGCUCUGUGGGUAGCAAUAUAGUAAGGGGCUUCCAAAUAGAAGCCAUCAGUUUCCGCAACUCUCCAGCUCUGACUUUAGUGUGUGUGUGUGCGCUAGGGUAUACGGCACUUUCUCUAUUGUCUCCUGCUCCAGCUGUGCAAACAGCUGCAGGCUCAAGUCGUUCAUGGUCUCAGCUCAGUUGGACCCAGGAAGACUGUGGCUCCUCCUACCAUUUUCAAGACAAGGUGAAGCACUGUAGUGCAGAGUGUGUGAUCUGACUUCCUAACAGCUGUGUAGGAUGUUAAUUAUUAUGGAUUGAAUUGUGUCCCCCAAAAUGUGUACCACCUUGGUUAGGCCAUGACUCCCAGUACUGUAUGGUCAUCCACCAUUUUGUGAUCUGAUGUGAUUAUCCCAUGUGUUGUAAAUUCUAACCUCUAUGAUGUUAAUGAGGCAAAAUUAGAGGAAGUUAUGUUAAUGAGGCAGGACUCAAUCUACAGGAUUAGGUUGUAUCUCGAGUCAGUUUCUUUUGAGAUAUAAAAGAGAGGAUCCAGCAGAAGGGAUAGGGACUUCAUGCCACCAAGAAAGAGGUGCUGGGAGCAGAGUGUGUCCUUUGGUGCUGGAGUUCUUGCGCCGAGAAGCUCCUGGUCCCAGGGAAGAUCGAUGACAAGGACCUUCCCCCAGAACAGACAGGGAGAGAAAGCCUUCCCUGGGAGCUGGUACCCUAAAUUUAGACUUUGAGCCUCCUAGACUGUGAGAGAAUAAAUUUCUGUUUCUUAAAGUCAUCUACUUGUGGUAUUUCUGUUAUAGCAGCACUAGAUAACUAAGACAUUGAUACAGCCUGGAAGUAGAAGAGAUUUAAUGCCCUGUGGGGCAAAUUUAGACCAAUGAGACAUAGGAAAUGAGAAGAACUCUCCAGAGAAUUCCUGUCUCAUCUCCUAUAGGCUUUUCAAAGGCCUGUGCUCAAGCAACCAACUGUGUUUUCUGGUGAAGCUAUGUCCAGACGAAUAGUAACAAAUGACCCUGCCUUCUCUGCCUCAUUGCCUUAAAAAAAAAAAAAAAAAGCUUUAUUAAGAUGUACUUCACAUACCAUGUAAUUCACCCUAAGUGUGCAUUUCAUUGGUUUUUAGUGUAUUCACAGAAUUCUGCAACCAGCAUCACAAUUUUGGAACACUUUAUUCAACCGCAAAAGAAACCUCACGAUCAUUAAAAGUCGUUUAUAAAUUCCUUCAUCUCCCCUCCCCCAACUGUAGACAAAACUCGUCUACUUUCUGUCUCUAUAAAUUUGCCUUUUCUGGAAAUUUAAUUUAAAGAAAAUCAUAUGAUACGUGGUCUCUGUGACUAGCUUCUUCUACUUAGUACUAUGUUUUCAAGGUUCACCCGUGUUGUAGCACGUGUAAGCACUUCAUUUCUUUACACUGCCGAAUAAUAUUCCAUUAGAAGGAUAGAUCACAUCCGUUCAGCAGUUAAUGGUCAUCUGCAUUUUCACUUUUUUGCUAUUAUGAAUAAUACUGCUAGAAAUAUUCAAGUACAAGAUUUCGAGUGGAUGUAUAUUUUUAUUUCUCUUGGGUAUAUACCAAGGAGUGGGAUUGUGGAGUUAUACGGAAACUCUGUUUAAUAUUUUGAGAAACCACCAAACUCUUUUCCGAAAGAGUUGUACCAUUUUACGUUACCACCAGCAAUGUAUGAGGGUUCUAAUUUUUCCACAUCUUUGUUGAUACUUGUUAUCAUCCAUCUUUUCUAUUAUAGUCAUCCUAGUGAGUGUGAAGUCGUAUCUUGUUGCUUUGAUUUGCAUUUCCAUAAUGGCUAAUGUGUUGAGCAACUUUUCAUGCAUUUAUUGAUCAUUUGCUUAUCUUUUUUGGAGGAAUGUCUAAUCAGAUCCUUUGACCAUUUUUAAUUGGGUUAAUCUUUUUUAUUAUUAAGCUGUAAGAGUUCUUUAUAUAAUCAGGGUUGGAUAUAUGAUUUUAUGAGAUAUAUGAUUUGGGAAAAUUUCUUUUAUUUCGUAGGUUGUCUCUCUACUUUCUUGAUGGUAUUUUCUGCAGCACGAAUCUUUCUUUUAAUUUAAUUAAAUAUAGUUUAUCUGUUUCUUUUCUUUUGUCACUUGAGCUUUUUGUGUCAUAUAUAAGAAGGCUUCACUGAAUUCAGGGUCAUGAAAAUUUACUCCCGUAUUUUCUUCUAAGAGAUUUACCAUUGAAAAGACGGUUCUUUCCCUAUUGAAUUGUCUCGGUACACUUGGCUAAGUCAAUUGAUCAUAAUGCAAGGGUUUAUUUUUGAACUUUAUAUUCCAUUGAUCUCUGCACCUUUCCGUAUGCCAGUAUCACAUUUUCUUGAUUAUUGUAGCUUUGUAGGAAGUGUGAGUCCUUCAACUUUGUUCUUUUUUUCAAGAUUUUUUUGGCUGUUCUGGACAUAUGCCAUAGGAAAUUCAGAAUCAACUCGUCAAUUUCUUAAAAAAAUGCAGCUGAGAUUUUCAUAGAGAUUAUGUUGAGUCUGUAGAACAUUUUGGAGACUAUUGCCACCUCAAUAUUAAGUCUUCUGAUCCAUGAACAUGGGAUGUCUUUUUACUUAUCUAGGUCUUUUCACACUACUUUGAACAACGUUUUGUUUUCCAGAAUACAAGUUUGACGUAUCUUCUAUAAAAUUUUAUUCCUAAGAAUUUUAUUCUUCUUGAUGCUAUUGUAAAUGGAAUUCUGUCUUAACUUCAUUUUCCUUUUGUUCAUUGUUACUGUCAAAUGAAAUUAAAAUACAAUUUAUUUUUGUAUAUUGAUUUUGUAUCCCUGUUGAGCUCAUUUAUGAAAUUUAAUAGUAUUUUAAUGGAUUCCUGAGGAUUUUCCAUAUACAAAAUUAUGUCAUCUGCAAAUAGAGAUGUUUUUACUUUUUCCUGUCCUAUCUGGAUAACUUUUAUUUCUUUUUCAUCUAAUUUCUGUAGCUAGAACUUCCAGUACAAAUUUGAAUAGACAUGGCAAGAGAGGACAUCCUUGUUUUGUUACUGUUCUCAGAGGGGAAGCAUUUAGCCUUUCACUAUUAAGUGUGAUAUUAGCUGUGAAUUUUUCGUAGGUACUCUUUAUCAGGUUAAGGAAGUUCCCUUCUAUUUGUGGUGUAUUGUAUAUGUUUAUCAUAAAACCUUGUUGGAUUUUAUCAACACAUUUUCUCAUUCUAUUGCUACUGUGUAUUACAUUAAUUGAUUUUCAGAUGUUAAACCAUACUUACAUUCCUAGGAUAAAUCCCACUUGAUCAUGGUAUAUAAUCUUUUUUAUAUGCUGCUGAACUAAGUUUGCUAAUAAUUUGUUGAAAAUUUUUGCAUCUGUAUUCAUAAGAGAUAUUGGUCUGUAUUAUUAUUUGAUUUUAUUUGGCUAUGUCUUUCUCUGGUUUGGUAUCAGAGUAAUGCUGGCUUCUAUGAUGCACUAGGAAACGGUACUUCUACUUUUUUAAAUAGAUUGUGAAUAAUUAGUACUAAUGAUUCUUUAAAAGUUUGGUAGAAUUUACCAAUGAGUCAUCAGAGCUAGGGGUUUUCUUUGUGGCAAGUUUUCAACUACUACUUCAACCUCAUUAUUUCUAUAUUUUUUAUUUCUCCUUGAGUUAGUUUUUGUAGCUUGUCUUUCUAGAAUUUUUUUCCAGAAAAUUUUCUAGAAAACCUCUGAGUUUUCUAAUUUGUUAGAAUGCAGUUGUUCAUAGAUUUCAUUAUAAUCCUUUAUAUUUCUAUAAAGUGGAUCAUGAUGUCCUCUCUUUCAUUCCUGAUUUUAGUAAUUUGAAUCUUUUUCGUUGUGGUUGUUCAGUCUAGCUAAAGCCUUGUCAAUUUUAUUGAUCUUUUCAAAGAGCCAGCUUUUGGUUUCAUUGAUUCACUCUGUUGUUUUUCUAUUUUCUAUUUUGUUUAUCUUGACUCCAAUUUGUAUUAUUUCCUCCCUUCUGAUUGCUUUAGGUUUAGGUUGUUAUUCUUUUUCUAGUACCUUAAGGAGAAAGUUAGGUUAUUGAAUUGAAAUAUUUUUAUUUUUAAUGUAAAUAUUUACAGAAAGCUUCUUAAAAGCAAGGAUAGUGAGACUUUGUCUAACAUACUUUGGACAUGUUAUCAGGAGGGACCCGUCCCUGAAGAAAGACAUCAUGCUUGGUAAAAUAGAGGGUCAACCAGACAGAUUGACACAGUCACUGCAACAAUGGGUUCAAACAUAGCAACAAUUGUGAGGAUGGUGCAGGACUGGGCAGUGUUUUGUUCUGUUGUACACAGAGUUGCUAUGAGUCAGAACCCACUCAGCAGCACCUACCAACAACAAUAUCUGCAGUCAUGUGUGGAAGAGUUAUUGAUAUACUAUGUGAAUAAUAAUUCUCAAUUUCCGCUGAGUACUACUUGUCAUUAUAGCAGAAUUGAGUUUUAUUUUCUCCUGUAGAAUAAGAAAUGUAAUGAAAACUAGCAUUGAUUAUGGUGAUUAUUGAGGACGGUGCAGGACCAGGCAGUGUUUUGUUCUGCUAUGCACAGAGUCACUAUGAGUUGGAACCAACAACAACAACGAAGCAUUGAUUAAGUGCCAACUAUAUGCCAGAUACUUUACCUUUUAAUCUCAUUUAAUGCUCCUAAACAUUCUACGAGGUAGAUAUUAUAAUUCUGCGGCUUUUCAGAUAAGGAAAGAUCUCCAGGUAAGUACCUUGGCCUAGGUGACCUGGCAAGGUGUGGAAGACCUGGGAGUAGAUCCACAGAAUUCACCUCAACAUUCUUCCGUAACGCUUUGUUAUGCUGCUUCUUUUUAACAAAUAGAUCAUAAUAACAAAAUUCUUUAAGGUGGAAAAUUUGGAUGUGCCUUGGAGUUUUUCAAAACUGGGUUUUUAGGUGUGUUUAAUGGAUCUUGUUCUGCUUCUUGCUUUUUUUUUUAAUACCGUUUCUAGAGAGAUGGAACUUUAUUUUUUCUAUGAAUAACUGCUCAUAAAGCCCAAAAUGUGCUGGCAUGUUUGUUAUCCUUGUUGCCACCUUCCUCCUCCUCCCUCUUCAUUUUUUUCUUCCUCUUUUCCUACCCUCCUCCUCCUCCUUAUUCUUCAAGAACAACCAUAUGACCUAGUUUUCCAGGACACUCCUGGUUUACACCUGUGGUUCGGGCAUAAUUAUAUAUGGUCACCUCAAAAAAAAAAAAACAACAAACUGUUGCCAUCGAGUAGGAGUAGGCUCUGACUCUAUAGGACAGAGUAGAACUGCCCCAUAGGGUUUCCAAGGAUUUGAACUGCUGACCUUUAUGGUUACCUGCUGUGGCUCUUAACUGCUAUGCCACCAGGGUUUCCAUGGUCACCUUAAUCCUUAUUAUAGAUGCUAAGGGUGUAUACAUCGUGGCUGCCCACUAGAGGUCAGCAGUGUAACCACUGGAGAACAUGUAAGGAAAGCUUUUUAUCACAAAAGUCAAAUCAGAGCAAAUAAUUAAUUGUCGUUCCACAGCUACCUGCUGCCUUGGCCAUUCCAAACAAGGGCGAGAGCAGGGGGCGGAGAGGAGGAGCAGGUGCUGGGCAGGUAGCCUUUUCUUGCAUUCUGACAGCAAGGGACGUCUUCCUCUCCUUCUUGUAAGGAUUCCGAUGAUACUUGGAAGGAUCAGUGUGUUGUCCUUUUUAAUUUUCACUCACAAGAUGACGGCAGUGGGCAGUAAAGCUAGGAAUCGGCUUUGAAUGAAGAAAUAUUUGUCCUUUUCCAAUCACUGCUUUUCCUCUUGUGAUCAGAUAGAGGUCAUACAGCCCCUUACUGACUGACUGCGACUGAGCCAGAAGCCGAGUUACCUGAACACAAACGCUUUGAAGAAGAUUGGAAGACAUCAACACUCAGAGCUGAGUGACACCCUUGGAUUCUUCUUAGAAUGACCCACGGACUGUACGUAUAUUACCUUUGACCCAGGUGGGUGCAGUUGCUUCCUAGAAACCCUUCCCCACUUCAGAUGUGUGGCACCCAUCGGCACACAGCAGUGUAGGUAGGAGACGAAAACCCACACCAUGUUUUUUCAGAGGCUUGUGGCUUUCAGCCCUUGGAAUUGGUUGCUGCUGCUAGUGGCACUCAAGUGUUGUGAUGCGUCUUCUGAUUUGAAUUCUGCAAAUUCCACUGCCCAGCAGUGGACCAGCAGCCCUAAUGCUCGGUUUGCUGUUGCCAGCUCGGAGCCAGAUGAGAGGAUAUCUGUUUUCUCACUGGAUUAUGACUACGUGCAAAUUCCUUAUGAGGUCACCCUCUGGAUACUUCUAGCAUCCCUUGCAAAAAUAGGCUUCCAUCUUUAUCACAGACUGCCAGGCCUCAUGCCAGAAAGCUGCCUCCUCAUCAUUGUCGGGGUUCUGGUGGGCUGCAUCAUCUUUGGCACAGACCACAAAUCACCCCCCGUCAUGGAUUCCAGCAUCUACUUCCUGUAUCUCCUUCCACCCAUUAUCCUAGAGGGUGGUUACUUCAUGCCCACCCGACCCUUCUUUGAGAACUUUGGCUCCAUCCUGUGGUGGGCUGGACUGGGGGCCCUGAUCAACGCUUUCGGCAUUGGCCUCUCCCUCUACCUCAUCUGCCAAAUCAAGGCCUUUGGCCUCAGCGACGUUAACCUGCUGCAGAACCUGCUGUUUGGCAGCCUGAUCUCAUCCGUGGACCCUGUGGCCGUGCUGGCCGUGUUCGAGGAGGCACGAGUGAAUGAGUCACUCUACAUGAUGAUCUUCGGGGAGGCCCUUCUCAAUGACGGGAUUAGUGUGGUUUUAUACAAUAUAUUAAUUGCUUUCACAAGGAUGCAUAAAUUCGAAGACAUAGAACCUGUUGACAUUCUGGCUGGAUGUGCUCGAUUCAUUAUUGUGGGGCUCGGGGGAGUAUUUUUUGGCAUCGUUUUUGGCUUCAUUUCUGCGUUUAUCACACGCUUCACUCAGAAUAUAUCCGCCAUCGAGCCCUUGAUCGUCUUCAUGUUCAGUUAUUUGUCCUACUUGGCUGCGGAAACACUCUACCUCUCUGGCAUCCUGGCAAUCACAGCCUGUGCGGUGACGAUGAAAAAGUACGUGGAAGAAAACGUGUCCCAAACGUCCUACACGACCAUCAAGUAUUUCAUGAAGAUGCUGAGCAGUGUCAGCGAGACCCUGAUCUUCAUCUUCAUGGGCGUGUCCACCGUUGGCAAGAACCACGAGUGGAACUGGGCCUUCGUCUGCUUCACCCUGGCCUUCUGUCUGAUCUGGCGAGCCAUCAGCGUCUUCGCUCUCUUCUACGUCAGUAACCGGUUCCGGACUUUCCCCUUCUCCAUCAAGGACCAGUGCAUAAUCUUCUACAGUGGAGUCCGAGGAGCUGGGAGCUUUUCACUUGCUUUUUUGCUUCCUCUGUCUCUUUUUCCAAGGAAGAAAAUGUUCGUCACUGCUACUCUAGUGGUCAUAUAUUUCACAGUAUUUAUUCAGGGAAUCACAAUUGGCCCUCUGGUCAGGUACUUGGAUGUUAAAAAGACCAAUAAAAAAGAAUCUAUCAAUGAAGAGCUUCAUAUCCGUCUGAUGGAUCAUCUGAAAGCUGGAAUUGAAGAUGUGUGUGGGCAAUGGAGUCACUAUCAAGUGAGAGACAAGUUUAAGAAGUUCGAUCAUAGAUAUUUACGGAAAAUCCUGAUCCGAAGGAACCAGCCCAAAUCAAGCAUUGUGUCUUUGUACAAGAAGCUGGAGAUGAAACAAGCUAUUGAGAUGGUGGAGACUGGGAUGCUAAGUUCCACAACCUUCUUGGUACCCUACCAGGCCCAGAGGAUACAAGGAACCAAGAGGCUUUCCCCUGAAGAUGUGGAGUCCAUGAGGGACAUUCUGACACACAACAUGUACCAAGUUCGACAAAGGACCCUGUCCUACAACAAAUACAACCUCAAACCCCAAUCAAGUGAGAAGCAGGCAAAAGAGAUCCUGAUCCGCCGCCAGAACACCUUACGGGAGAGCGUGAGGAAAGGCUGCAGCCUGCCGUGGGGAAAGCCGGCUGACACCAAAAACAUCCGCUACCUCUCCUUUCCUUACAGCAAUCCUCAGUCAGCAAGAAGAGAUGCAAAAGUUACUGAAUUCACAGACGAUGACAGCAGUGAUUCAGGAUCCCCUGCCAUCAUUUUCAAAGCACACUCUCGAACAGGGUCCCUUCAAGAAAGACAGUUGACACAAGAGACAAUCCCAAUGAAGAGCUUACACAAAGGACGGAAGCCAUUCAACGUUGGCUAUCAAAGAAAUACAAGCCACGAAGAGCAUACUGGCAGAGCCAGAAGGGUGGCUUUAAGGCCCAAGCCCCUCUUUCAUGCCGUGGAUGAGGAGUAUGAAUCUGAAGAGGAAAGUGAGGAAGGGGUUUCACCACUCGUGUCCGGAUGGUUAGGGGAGCACAGAAGCCAUAGGGAACACCACAAGUCCCACAGUCCUUUGCUCCAAAGAAAAUAGUUUUAUUGUUUACAGGAUUGUUUCUGUAUUUUUCAAGAGUCCAUCUUCCUAUUUAUAUGAAGGGUUGGGUUUACUUUCUUGAGGCUAUUAGAAUAUUUACAUAAGAAGGGGACAGGAAGAUUCUUCUGAGGACUGGGAGUGAAGUUACAGGCUUUGCCACAUUCUUCGCUUGUCAAUGAAUUCCCAGUGAAUGAGAGAAGUGAAUCACCCCGGGGAUUAUUCACUAAGAAUUCCUAAGAGCUUUAUAUCAAGAGCAUCUGAUCUAUAUUUUAUAUUGUGAUGCAAGCAUGAUUUGUUAGUAAUUCACAUUGAACUAGGUUAUGUGCAAUUAACAAUCAGAUUAGGACUAGGAGGGGCUUUAGAAAAUCACUGGGCCCAUCCCCCUGUGUUUACAGAUAAGGACACCUUGCCCAAGGUCACAUGGAGACUUGCUGGUUUCAUAAGCUGACUAUCCUCCCUCCCAAGUGAAGCAUUCAGUUCUGAUUUUGAUAUUCAACAGGCAAUAACUGUGUUUCUGGAGAGAGGUAAAAUAACAUUGGAUAUUUCAUCAGUAUCGAUGACAGAUGUGAUACAGAUUACAGGAUUAAUCUGGGAACAAUGGGCUUGUAGUCUAUUUUAUAAAUGGAAUAUUUAUUUUAAAAAUAAACUUUAAAAACAAAACAGCAAUAAACAGGCUUUUAAUAACAAUGACACAAACAACAGAUAUUUAUUAGGUAUGCAUUUGUAGGGUGUGGUAUUUUGCCCUAGGGUUUGAAACUAUUUCCCAGUCUAAUUUUCCAUCCUCUUCAUCCCCAAACUUAACUUUAAUCCUCACAGGCCAGUUUAAGAACUUUCCUAGACCACUUUAUCUUUGCUCCCUUCUUGCCCUCUCUCCUUCCCUCUCUUCUGUCUAGCCACUUGUAGACAAACGUAUUUAAAAAGUACUCUUCUUCGUGCUAAAUAACUAAGCUAUAAUAGUCAAUCAAAAUGUCUUUUAUCACUGCACUGCUGACAUCUCCAUCAUCUCCAACUGAUUUAAUUCUAUGCAUCUUUGAAGGCAAUGAUCAAAUGCAACCUACUCCAUAGACCUUGGUCCACUUAAGUCAGAAGUGAGUACUUCCUCCUUGGAAUGUGACCAAGGAUUGUGACUACUUUGGACAUGCCAUAAAACCUGUCUGUGAAUUAUGGCUAUAUAUGAUUAUAAAUGUGCAGAUGUCUACUCCAAGGAGCCCUCAUGGUGCAAUGGUUAAGACCUCGGCUGCUAAGCGAAAGGUUGGCGGAUUACAGCCUAGAAAGCCCAGUGGGGUAGUUCUACUCUGUCACAUCGGGUCGCUAUGGGUCGAAAUUGACUCGACAGAACCUAACAAAAACCACAUGCCUGUUUGAGUAGUUCGUGGUCUGAAAGGCAGAGAGGGUGGUUUGUUCAUUUUAUUUUUUAUUCAUUUUUCAGAGUAUUUCUCAUCUUUAGGGUUUACCUCUUUUCUUUUUCUUUAGCUUUUGUCAGAUUUUCCACUGAUGAGUGGAAUUCAUCUUCUCUGAGACACUGGUGCCAUGCAGUGGAGAGGUGGUAGGAUUGACAGAAAAGAUUGAAAGUUGACCCUUUCGUUGGUAGAAGCCGUAAUGAGGUUGUUUUCCCCAUAAGCCAUUUGGCCAUCUAGACACUGGCCGAGGCUGCACACACCUGGAAAGUGACCAUGGAGCCCCUGCCUGAAGAGUGUGGCAGGUAGAGGGAGCUGUGAGACUUGGGGAAUCUCUCUGUUUAAUCAUCCUUCAUUUCAGAGCACUCCCUGGGUGGUACAAACAGUUCAUAGCUCAGUUGCUAUACUCAAAGGUUGGAGGUUCAAGUCCACCCAAAGGUGCCUCAAAAGGAAGGCCUGGAGAUCUACUUCCAAAAAAACCAGCCACUGAAAACCCUGUGGGCACAGCUCUACUCUGACACACAUGGGGUCACCGUGAGUCGGGGUCCACUUGGCAACAACUGGUUUACUGUUUCAAAAUGCAGUGUGAUCUGAUCUCCAUUCCACAUUUUCCUUAGCAGCAGUCCUCCCUGGGCAUUGGUGGAGCGUGUAGUGGGCACCUUGGAACGCUCUUGGGUACUGGUUUCAUGGGAUGGAUUUUUCUGACAGGCCUCAAGCAGAGCAGCGCAACGGGUUCCUCCUGAGUGUAGAGAAAGCUCCUGGUUCCCUACCUCCCCUCAGGAGGCGAUGAAACCAUGUGAGGCUGCUAGCCUGGCCUGGCUUCUGUCUACUGAGCAGGCUCUUUCUGCCAGUGUCCCCAGAGAUUUUGUCUUUUUAUCUUCAAAGUCCAAAAAAUCAGAUACACAACCCACAAAAUCCUAAUUUCCUUCCAUGAGGUUCCCCCCCUCCACCCUUAGCUUUCUCAGACCCAUUUAUACUGCAAGCUUGAACGGUUUUGAGUUUUAAUAAAUUCUGAAGUUGGGUAAAGUAACAUUUCUGUUUACUUAGCCUAUAUGAUGAUCUUCUACCUUGCGGGGUUUCCACACGUUCUCAAGUGUUUGGGGAUAUGGUAAGUGUUCUUACUCAUCCUCCCCAAGCCUGACAGUGUUCAUGACUCUAAAAUGCCUGCAAAAAGGGUAGCUGGGAAUCUGCUAUGAAAAAGUGGAGAAUGGGGUUCUGGAAACUUUAUUAUGCUUCCCUCAUAAAGGCCAUAGACUUCUGUGCUUCUCAUCUUCUUAGAAAAAGCUAAAGGGUCAUGGGAGGAAGGAUUGGAAUCCCCGCCUGCGUUCACUGAUAGAGCUGCCAUUUGUGUAUAAGAAGGAACCACUCUGUGUAAACAGAACUCAUGAAAUCAGCCUAGGUUGGUGUUUUCAGCCUGCAGGACGCCCCCAGAACCCUUCCUCAUCUGUUCAGGUGCCUGUCACCCAGAUCACUUAGAUUUAAAAUCAAUAUAGUUACUUCAGAGGCCAGGCUCUGAACUCAGACCACUUUUAGCUGUGUGACCUUGGGCAGGUUAUUCAUCUUCCUCCAGCUGAUUUCUUGAUUGAUAGAGUGAUGAUAUUAUCUACCUCGUAGAAUGAUUGAAGAUUAAAUAAUAGAUGUAAAAUCCUUAGCUUAGUUUUUGUCUUAGUGUAAGAGUUUGAUCACUAUUAGCUAUUAUUAUUUAGACUAAAUACCUGUCCCCAUGAAAGAGGGCAUACACUGUUUUAAUUUCAUGAAGAGACAGAAAGAAUUGACACCAGAAACUUAUUCUGAGAGAUAGUGUGACUGACAGAAUAGAGGAUACCUGGGACGAUGGGGGCAGAAACAUUGAAACAAAAAUUGGCCAGGAUCACAGCUGUGCCUGGACACUUCUCUCGUGAUGAGCAUUCCGUAGAGAAAGGGGGACUAACUUCCUCUUGGAUGUAGAAAAAUUCAGCAGGGUUUAAUUCCUUGGAAUUAGUUGCUAUAAGAAGAGACAGUCCUUCCAAAAAAGUGAUUCUCAUAACGUAUAAAUAUAAGCUAGAGGGAUAAGUGUGUAUGUGUUUUAAGCAUGGAGAAAAAAUAAUAAUAAUUUCUAGUAUGUUUCAUAACCUUCCAAAAUUAGCAAACAUAAAAUAUUUUCUAAAUAAAGUCAGUGAAUAUAUUGGUGUUUUUGCAAGCAUAUUUUAUCCACAAAUAAAACAGAUAAUUUCUUGCAGUGCUUAAUUUUUUUUUCUUGACUAAACUCUGUCAAGUAUCUCGUUUCUAACUCCUGCUGAGAAAAGCCAGCAGUGCAGAGAACGCUUCCUUUUAGGACAUCAGUCACUGUUAAUUGUUAAUUGGGCCAUAAGCCAAGGGGAAUAAAAGAGAUGCCUGCAUCAGUGCGAGUCAGUCCUGUAAUUAGCGAUGAUGUGUUUUUUCAUCUGUGCAAAGCCAUUGAUUUAAUCAACUCGUUUUCUUUCUGAGACUCUAAUGAGCUUGCAAGCCAGGGGCACUCAAGUCAGUGCAGUAGCUUGAAAAUCAACAUUUCCAUUGCCCGGCCAUGUUCAAGUUAGGGUUUGUUCAACAAAGUAACUGAAAGCAUUUUAUUGACUAAACCAAGAUGGUUACACCAGUUUCCAGGCAUGGUAAUGCAGAUCUUGUAAUCGAAAUACCAAACCAAACCAAACCUGUUGCUGUUGAGUCGAUUCCGACUCACAGUGACCCUACAGGACAGAGUAGAACUGCCCCAUAGAGUUUCCAAGGAGCACCUGGUAGCUUUGAACUGCCAAAGUUUUGGUUAAAAGUUGUAGCACUUAACC